AUGAGGCUCAUGAGCGAAAGUGGGAAUCUUUCAAAAAAGAGCUUUCCGAUCGAUAUUGUUUACAGUAUUAGUAUGUUAGUAAAAAAGGGGGCAUACAAAAGGGUUCAUACAACCCGUUCAUACACAAGCCGUUACUUCGAUUCUGAUCUAUUCUAUACGCGUAUUCGUCAUACAACAUAUGCUUCUCCACAUCCGUUUUUGAUUCAAGCUGCCCAUGAUAUAGACCCGGGCUUCACCGUUCUGGAAAUCGUCUUAAUAAUCAUCGCUAUUUUCGAUCUUCUAAUUCGUUAUGUCUUCUCAUCGGUAAAAGGAUAUUCCAAAUUCCUUAUUACCUUGACCCUAAUUGAUAAGGAUGGUAAGGAUAUUACAUAUACUAUAUGUGAUGCAAUACCAUUGACUCCACUAGAUGGUAGCGCGUUCCUUCCUUAUAAGGAUAUCUUUUCCUAUAUCUAUAGGGCUGUUAUCCAAGUUUUUGAGACUUACAAAGGUGCUAUCAUUAGCAAAAUCGCCCUGCGUAUUUUUCUAACUGGUCAAAAUCUUGAAAAACAUCUCUCAAAAGAUGAAAUCAUAAAGAUACUUGAUACCCUUUUAGAGGAUCUUUCUCAUGAUGAUGAUGGCUACAAUUCAGACUGGGACGGUAGUGAGAAUGGCAACCAUGUUGGAAACAAGAACGAGAGCAAGAAGAGUCUUGGUCUUCUUUCGUUGGUUUUAAACGACAAAAGAGAUGUCAAACCCCCUGUUGCUAAACCUAUUUCGAAUAAGAAACGUACUUAUAAUAGCAAUAUAUCGCAAAUCAUUUCUUCCAAUCCUAAUCCUAAGGGUGUUACACCAUUUAUGGUGGCCGAUAUUGAGACAAUUCUUCAUAAGGAUGAUACGGGGAUGGAAGUGCAGACUCCAUACGCAGUAGGUUUACUGGUGGUUCUACCUGAAAAGGAAGUGGAUAAAGCGGAUAUUAUGACUUUCUAUAGCGAGGAUUUGCUUUACAAAGCAAUCUAUUCAUCCUUCAAAGAUAGGAGCGAGAAAAUCCUAUAUGAGAUGGUUAAACGGAUUGAUGUAGUAGCUACUACACAGUAUAAGACAGCUAAGUCUAUAUACUUCCAUAACUUAUCACGAUUCGAUGGAAUAAUCUUGCUUAAGCACUUAAUCUGUCAUCAUCCAUACUACAGCAUUCAACCUCUGAUUCGAAACCAUCGAAUUUACGAGAUCAAAGUCUACAAAAAGAUGCAACAAGAGGUGAAUGAAAAGAUGGUUGAUAAGAAAGGUGUUCUGUUAUUCUCCUUCAAAGAUUCGUUAAAUCUACUUCCUGGAAAACUGGCUACCCUGGCACAGAGCCUGUGUCCGGAUCUUGGGGCUAAAUAUGAUUUCGAUCAUGAGCAACUCAAAACUGUGGAAGAUAUCUCUCUUAGGGAAGAAGAAUUGCGUGAGUAUUUGAAGCAGGAUGUGCUUCUACUUGGAGGAGUUCUGAAAAAAGCUCAAGAGAUCAUCUUGAAUAUCUAUAAUGUGAACAUAAAUACAGUCUUGACCAUAUCAUCCCUAGCUAUGAGAAUCUUUCGUAUUCAAUACUAUGAUGCUUCGUCUUUUCCAAUCCACAUCCCAAACGUGAAUGAAGAUCAAUUCAUCAGGAAGGGCUACUACGGAGGUCAUGUUGAUGUCUAUAAACCAAGAGGUGAGAACUUGUACUACUAUGAUGUGAACUCUCUCUAUCCCUAUGUGAUGCAAGAAUACCCAAUGCCUGCUGGUAAACCAUACUGGAAUGGAGAUCUGAGGAAGAAAGAUUUAGACACCCUCUAUGGAUUUAUUGAGGCUUAUGUGAAAUGCCCGGAUUCUAUCAAAAAACCAUUUCUACCCUAUAGGGAAAAGGUUAAUGGAUCUCUCAUCUUUCCAACAGGAUACUUUGUCGGUGUUUACUAUAGCGAGGAGUUGAAAUAUGCUCGCGAUUUGGGCUACACCAUCUACCCUCUACGUGGCUAUCUCUUUAAGAAGACGGAAAGCCCUUUCAAGACCUUUGUCAACGAUCUAUAUAAUAGCAGGUUAGAGGCUAAGAAAGAUGGGAAUGAAGGAAUGUCUUAUGUUUACAAAAUCCUUAUGAAUUCACUUUACGGCAGAUUUGGUAUCAAUCCAAAAAUGACUAUUACCGAGAUCUGCAAUCAAGAUUGUUACAAUCAAUUAGUAAGAAAGGAUACUUUCAUAAAUGGGGACAAACUGUACGAAGAUACAUACGUAGCGAAUUUAAAGAAAGAUUUAUCAACAGAUAGUUGGGACCCGCCUAAGAAUGCUGCAGUCCAACUAGCAGCGGCUAUUACAGCAUGUGCAAGGAUCCAUAUGUAUCCAUAUAUAGCAAGAGAGGACUGCUACUACACAGACACAGACUCUAUAGUUCUUGGUAACCCACUCUCAGAUGAUAUGGUAUCUUCUUCAGUCUUAGGGAAAUUGAAGCUAGAAGAUCAAAUAGCGUGGGGGCUCUUUUUAGCACCUAAAACCUAUUGCUAUACUACAAUUGAUGGUAAAGAUGUACUAAAACACAAGGGUGCAGCAAAACAUUUUGUUGACAUUGAUUGGUAUGAAAACCAAUAUGCUAAUAGAAAGAACGAGAAAAGUGUACCGUAUUCGACUCCCUUUGGUGUUGAUUGGAAUCAACUUCGGAUUGUUAAGAAAACGUCACAUCUUGCGAUGAAUGUGGAUAUCGGUACCAAAAGGAAAGUGGUAUACAGUGAAAAUAAUGUUUGGUUGGAGACCACACCCUUUAAAGUGGAAAACUUAAAAGACUGCUCAAAUCAGGACUUGAGAUACAUUAUCAAGAAAAUCCAACAUGAGAAAGAUAAAGAAGAUGAGACUACUAACACUUCUUCAACUACGCCUACGGAUGGCAAGAAAGAGACAGAAAGCAGCAACGUUGAUGAUAGCACUUCUUCGCCAACCAGCUCUUCAACAACCAUUGAUGAUAGAACUUCGACUAAUGCACCUUAUAGCACUGUUGAGAACCCACGCUCUGGCAAUGAUAGUGAUGAAGACGGCUACGCCAGUGAUAGAAACGAACGCUCAGACUCACGCUCUGGCAAUGAUAGCAAUAACCAUAACAGCAACGAACGCUCAGGUGGCAACAACGUUGAUGAACGCUCAGACUCACGCUCUGGCUACGGCAGUUCACAUGAAAGCAAUGAUAAUAGCAAUAGCUCUGGGAGUGAUGAAGACGGUGACAAUAAGGAUGAAAUCCUACCGGAUAAAGAAGAUGAGACUACUAACACUUCUGAGAAGUCUUCUUCAACUACGCCUACGGAUGGCAACAAAGAGACAGAAGCAAGAACUGUUCGUUCAGAUGGCAAUGGCAGCUACUAUGAUAGCACUUCUUAUAGCACUGUUGACACUCAACAUACGGAUGACCAUGAUAGUGAACCAGAGAAUAGCUCCCCUGGCAACGAUAGCAAUAACAACAAUGAUAAUAGCUCUGGUAACGGCAAGGGAUGGUCCUUAGAGAAAGAAUAUGAUAACAAUUCUGGGAGUGACAAUAAGAGUUGUACCCCUCCUGAGAACCAUUCUUCAAGUGAUUCAGACAACAAUAACAAUAGGACUUCUUCGCCUACCACAACUAACAGUUCUUCAGGAUGGGAUGCACUUGUAAAAGAGAUGAAAAGAGAAAAAGAACAAAAAGAAAGAGAUACAACUUCUUCAACUAGCAGCACUUGUGAGCCUACUUCUACCUAUGCGCCUACUGCAAAUGAUUACACUACAGCGCGAAACGUAGAUGAUUAUUCUCAACGUGACACCAUAGGAGAAAAUGAAUUGAUUGAACACUAUGUUAUUAGAAUGGAGAACAAAGAUAGAGUGAAAGAGAUCUGGGAUCGCAAAGCAAGAGCAGAAGAAAUGCUGAGCAAACUCAAUUCAGACAAUGUAUACAACCCUAGAACAAGAAAUUAUUGGAAAGAUGAAAUCAGGUGUGUAAACCGGGCCUAUGCUAUCUUCAAGACCCAGAAGGACAUCAGGGAAGGUAAGACAACAGUAGAAGAUAUUACACUAUCCAACUGGUAUGCUGGGGAUUAUUCUGCGGAUAUUCCUUAUCCCUAUGAUCCAGACGUUAAGAUACUUCUUGACAAAUUCAAGGAUAAAGAAAAAGCACAACACGUAUGGCUAUGGAAAGAGAGAACCCAUAUGGAGCUAAAAAGAGAAGCUGAGAAGGGAGAUAAUGCUGACCAACGACUUUUGAUGUUGUACAAAUAUCGUAUAGCAUGUGUCAAGGUCGCUUACUCUAAAUACAUGGAUAGUCAACAAAUGGAUGGAGACGAAAGACUCGAAUCUUUAGCAGACUUCCUACCCUCUAAUGAUAGCUAUGAUUAUGAGAGCAAUGGCAGCUACUAUGAUAGCUAUGAUGUAGAGAGCAAUGGCAAGAAUGAUGAUUCUAGCUUAACUACAAGUGUAAACGAUACCACUACAAGCGAAGACAGAGUAACCAACGAUUACACUACAAGCUCGAGCAAUGACAGCUACUACGAUAGCUCUUCUUCCAUUGAUAUAAGUGCGCAGGAGCUGGAUAGAAGUUCAGAUAAGACUGAUGAUCAUACGCAAGAACAAAGAGAUAAUGCUCAUCUUUCAGAACCCUUUAAGCGCGACAAAGAGGUCGAGCAUCUUGAGAAGAAUCAAGAUGAUCCAUAG
Daucus carota subsp. sativus is the source of this 4647-nucleotide messenger RNA. The record is from the annotation of a RefSeq genome assembly. NCBI's taxonomy places the organism in Eukaryota, Viridiplantae, Streptophyta, Magnoliopsida, Apiales, Apiaceae.